Tachyglossus aculeatus (Australian echidna) is the source of this 1315-nucleotide messenger RNA. It is a transcript of the gene NIPAL2, whose product is annotated as NIPA like domain containing 2. Gene Ontology annotation, biological process: magnesium ion transport. NCBI's taxonomy places the organism in Eukaryota, Metazoa, Chordata, Mammalia, Monotremata, Tachyglossidae. The transcript is spliced from 11 exons. The coding region runs from base 1 to 1161 and encodes 386 amino acids. The record is from RefSeq and is a predicted model, not a curated record. Gene Ontology annotation, molecular function: magnesium ion transmembrane transporter activity. Gene Ontology annotation, cellular component: membrane.
AUGGGGUUCCCGGAGGCGGCGGCGGCGGCGGCGGCGGAGCUGUGGGCCAACUUCACCUACGGGCCGCCGCGGGGCGCCGGCAACGGCUCCCUGUCCGCAUCCUGGUACGACAACAACCGGAUUCAUCUCUUUGGUGUUUUGUUGGCAGUGGCAGGAAAUUUAGUCAUCAGUAUCUCGCUGAGUAUACAGAAAUAUUGUCACCUUCGACUGUUAAGUCAAGAAAACCAAAGACCUUACUACCAAAGUGUGAUGUGGUGGUGUGGAAGCCUGCUGAUGGCAGUUGGAGAGUUAGGAAACUUUAUUGCCUACGGAUUUGCACCUGUGACCCUUAUUGCACCAGUGGGCUGUGUGUCGGUCAUGGGUAGUACGGUUAUUUCUGCGUUGUUCCUGAGAGAAAAUUUGAGAUCUUCCGACUUCCUAGGUGUGACACUGACAAUUGCGGGGCUAUAUUUAUCGGUGACAUUUGCUCCAAAUAUAACUCAGGACAUCACAGCAAGAAAAAUACAGACUUCCUUCGUUAGCUGGCAGUUUCUGGUCUAUGUGAUUUUAGAAAUAAUAACAUUCUGCAUCCUCCUGUAUUUCUAUAAAAGAAAAGGUUUGAAGCACGUUGUCAUUUUGCUAAUGCUUGUGGCACUUCUAGGGUCGAUGACUGUCAUUUCUGUGAAAGCUGUCUCCGGCAUGAUCGCUUUCUCCGUGAUGAGGCAAAUCCAGCUCACUUAUCCCAUCUUCUAUGUCAUGCUUAUUAUAAUGGUUGCGUCUUGCGUUUUCCAGGUCAAGUUCUUGAACCACACGAUGCAGGUCUACAGUCCAACAACAAUCGUGCCUCUCAACUUGGUGUUCUUCACAACCAGUGCCAUUAUUGCAGGAAUCGUGUUUUAUGGGGAAUUCCGAGGCGCAGCUGUGCUUAAUGCGUUCGUAUUUCUCUUUGGGUGUUUUCUGUCAUUCUUUGGUGUGUUUUUCAUCACAAGAGAUCGGAAAAAAGAACAGUUAAAGGACUCUUACAUUGAUUUCGGACCUGAUCCCGGAAAACAAAUGCUGGACAAACUCCAACUAGAUUCAAAUGGUUUAUCCUAUGGAACACUGCCCAGUGAAGGUGACUCGGUCGUCAACAGCCACAGGCCAGAGAAGAAAGAGGAAGUUGAACAAGAGCACUCGCUUUAAAGCUUUGCACGUGUUCAAUGUGGUGUGAAUGGUUCUUUUAUGGUGACAUUUCUUAACAUAAUUAUGGUAUUUCCUCCUCCCUACCAAUCAAUUGUUUUUUUAGAUUCUUAUGCCUAACUCUCUCAUUAAACAUACACUGAAAUUUUUCUCCUGC